This is a messenger RNA of Penicillium samsonianum, 708 nucleotides long. RefSeq lists its product as uncharacterized. Bases 1 to 708 code for a protein of 235 amino acids. The transcript has 3 exons. The record is from RefSeq and is a predicted model, not a curated record. NCBI's taxonomy places the organism in Eukaryota, Fungi, Ascomycota, Eurotiomycetes, Eurotiales, Aspergillaceae.
AUGAUCAUUCCGGGCUCCACAUUAUAUGUCACUGCGCUGUGGCUGAUCAAGUCUAGCAUGGUGAUCUUCUACAAGCGCCUGGCGGAUCGCACCCGGUACCAGAUUGUGUACAACAUCACACUUGGUAUCCUGGCUGCGACCUGGCUAGUGCUGUUUUUUGAUAUUGUCUUCAAGUGCUAUCCGCCCAAGCGGCAGUGGGAGGGGCUUACAAAUGCUGAGUUUCAACCAGUCAUAUGCCUCCCCAUUUCGCAAGUUGUGCGACUCAAGAUGCCAAAGAAACAAAAGUGGGGUGUCAUCUCUGUCUUCCUCCUGGGUGGUCUUGUAGUCAUCACUAGCAUUAUCCGAGCAAUCUACUCCUACAACAACGAACAAAUGAUCACCUGCACCGUCUCCAUGGUCGAAACCGCCAUCGCCAUCAUCGCUUCUUGUCUCCCCGUUCUCCGCACCCUGGUAUUCGGCUCGCACUCUCGCACGGGAACCUAUAGCGGCCACCGCGGCUACGAGCUCUCGCACUCUGGCGUGCAUACCGGCGCCCAGACCAGCAAGCAAAACACCACCGUAUCCGUCUCACAAAGUCACGUUGACCGCGGCGCCGAUGAGAUUUCGUUCCAUGACUCCGAGGAUGGAUUGGUCAAGGAUACGGUACCGGUUUCUGGACCGGGGAUUGCCGUUAGGCACGACUAUUUCGUGCACGAGGAUCGUGCAUGA